This is a messenger RNA of Nasonia vitripennis (jewel wasp), 1209 nucleotides long. RefSeq names its product RPA-interacting protein (gene Ripalpha). Gene Ontology annotation, biological process: protein import into nucleus. The transcript has 3 exons. The record is from RefSeq and is a predicted model, not a curated record. Gene Ontology annotation, cellular component: nucleus. NCBI's taxonomy places the organism in Eukaryota, Metazoa, Arthropoda, Insecta, Hymenoptera, Pteromalidae. The coding region runs from base 150 to 827 and encodes 225 amino acids.
UGACAUUCAUCAGUUGCGUCUGCGUGCUAUUAUUGCUUUCCACGCGCUCUCGUAAUAUAUAUAUAUAUAUUUAUUCGCCCAAUAAUACAUACAUUAGCCAAACUUCUAAAUGUUUCGUAUUUAAUUUCGAAAAAAAUUCAGUCAGAAAAAUGGCAACCCACUUAAGUCCAAGUAGUUCAGCGAAACUGAAAGCUAUCAAUGCCGUCAGGAGGAUAAAAAAUGGAUCUCCCAAAAUACGAGAAGUUCUUCGUGAGAGAUGUCGAAAACGUAUACACGAGAGACGUGAAGAAUUGUUUGUAAAAAGGAGACAUGGUCUUUCAAAUUUUUCAGAAGAAGUAAAAAAUACUUUGACAGAUAUAGUUCACGAAGAAUUUAAUCAGAUGGUGUCCAUGGAUUGGACAAAGUCUCCUGAAACCUUGAAAUCUAUUGUUGAACUUGGAUUUCCCAUAGACCAAGAAGAAGCCUUAGCAGAUGAAGAAGCAACUUUUGACAUUGACGAAGUGAUUGAAGAACAAUGGAUACUGGAAGAAUACCAAAAAAUGUUGUGGGAACAGAAGGAAUUAUUAUCAUUGUUUUCAGACGAUGUAAUAUGCCCUAUUUGUUUGAAAGGUGUACUCAAAGAAGUUCAAAAUUUUGCAGUAUGUCACUGCGGCCUUACAAUACCAGUUCCAAUGGGCUUACAAACUCUGAAAUGUAAUCUUCAAGAGCAAGUUAAUGCUCACUCUGCAGCAUGUUUAGGUGUACCAAAGUUUUCUAUAUUCCAGGAAGGCAAUACUGUUUCAUUGUAUUUCUCUUGUAUGUCAUGUGAUGUAUUUGGACUAGUUUGAUAUGUUAUACAAGAUUUAAUUCUACAGAAGCGUUAUUUUAAAUUAUAGUGACUAGUUUAAAAAUUAUUUUAAUGUGAUAUUUUUUUGAAGUUUGUAUGUACAAAGUAUUAAAUUUAUUAAUUUAUUAUUAUUACAAGUAUGAUGUAUUUAUAGUCAGUUGAACUAAGAAAUUCAACUAUGGUUCAUAUAAAAACACACAUUUUUCUAUUAAAAAUCAAGAUGUUGCAAGAAGUAUUUACGACUAUUUUUCAAUAAACUAUUUAAAAUAAAAUCAAGUAUGUACAAAUAUAAAAUAGAAAUUGUUAUAGUGUGUUGAUCACGAUAUAUGAAAACGUUUCCAUGUAAAUAUGGUUAAUAAAAGAUUUCUAAUUUUCUACUAAAA